Molecule: messenger RNA, 1239 nt
Organism: Molossus molossus (Pallas's mastiff bat)
Lineage: Eukaryota; Metazoa; Chordata; Mammalia; Chiroptera; Molossidae
Gene: ALLC
Product: allantoicase
Exons: 11
Coding region: 1-1239 (412 amino acids)
Biological process (GO): allantoin catabolic process
Molecular function (GO): allantoicase activity
Source: RefSeq, a predicted model, not a curated record
AUGGCUGACUUGCCCAGGGAGGGGAAGCUGGCCAGGUCUCCGGACUUCACCCAGCUGAUCGACAUGGCAUCGGAGUCCGUGGGAGGCAAGAUUUUGUUUGCAACGGACGACUUCUUCGCUCCCGCGGAGAACCUCAUAAAGAGUGACAGCCCGCGCCGCGGAGACGACGAAUAUACCGAGUUCGGCAAAUGGGCGGACGGCUGGGAGACCAGACGAAGAAGAGCCCCAGGUCACGACUGGUGCGUCAUCAAGCUGGGCGUCCAGGGCACCAUCCGGGGUUUCGACGUGGACAUUUCGUACUUCCCGGGAGACUAUGCUCCCCGAAUCUCCAUCCAAGCAGCAAACCUGGAAGAAGGUAAAGAACCAGAAAUCCCACAAAGAGGGGUCAGGAUGGGCGUGGCUGCCACCCCCGAGGAGUUGGAAGCUGUCGCUGAGCUGCGGUCCAGCGACUGGGACCUCUUGGUCCCUAUGACGGAGCUUAAACCAGAGAAGCCUGCUUCCAGCCACAAUUAUUUUCCGGUUAAUUCCCAGCAGAAGUGGACUCACGUGAGACUCAACAUGUUCCCAGAUGGUGGAAUCGCACGUCUUAGGGUGUACGGUGUUGGACACAAAGACUGGACGGCCGCUGACCCCAAAGAGCCGCUCGACCUGGUGGCCAUGGCCUAUGGGGGUGCCUGCGUAGGAUUUAGUAAUGCACAUUUCGGACACCCAAACAAAAUGAUAGGAGUCGGCCCCCCGAGGUCGGCGGCGGACGGCUGGGAGACUGCGAGGAGGCCCGACAGGCCACCCGUCCUGGAGCUUAAUGGGGACGGUGAGCUCCUCAUUCCCGGCUGUGAAUGGGCUGUUUUCCGACUGGCACAUCCCGGAGUGAUAACGCAGAUAGAAGUCGAUACAACCUAUUUCAAAGGCAACUCUCCCGCCAGCUGUAGCCUGGACGGCUGCAUCCUGACCACCCAGGAGGAGGAGGACAUGAUCAGGCAGAAGUGGGACCUGCCCGGCCACAGGUGGAAAGCGCUGCUCCCUGUCACGCAGCUGUCUCCCCACAGAAGUCACGUGCUCGACAGCCUCACCCUGGAGCUCCAGGACGUGGUCACCCACGCGAGGCUCACCAUCUGCCCGGACGGGGGCGUCAGCCGCCUGCGCCUGAAGGGGUUCCCCAGCUCCAUCUGCCUCCUGCGGCCCCGGGACAAGCCCAUGAUGAGGUUCUCAGUGAAGGCCGGGUUCAGGUCCAACCUGUAA